AGACAUAUAAUUGUACGUGUUAAACUAACUCACUGAUAUCAGGCAAAUAUUUACAUCUUUUAUGUGAUGUCAGAUGAAGAUGAUUCCAGAAGACUUGUCGUGGCCAUAACAGAUUUCCUUAGAGAGCAGUUGCAGAGCAGAGAGGACAUGACUCCUGAAGACAGAGAUAGCUUAGAAAUAGCCAUAGAAUGCUUAGAAAUGGCGUAUGGCUUAGAAAACAAUGAUUACACAUUACUGCGAUUUUCCAGACCGCUUCAAGAUAUGUUUGCUCAAGUGGCCAAUCCUGUUCCUGUUAAAGCUAAACUAGAAGCUGAUGAGUGCAAAAUCGAAGGGAAUAGGAAAGUGGUACAAGGCCAGUUCCAGGAAGCUGUUGAUUUGUAUACCAGAGCUAUAGAGCUAGACAAGUGGAACGCAAUUUACUACUGCAAUCGAGCAGGAGCCAGAAUUGAGCUUAGGAAUUUUUUCGAUGCUGUGGAAGACUGUAGAUUCGCUCUUACACUGAACCCUGACUAUGCUAAAGCAUAUGCAAGAAUGGGGCAAGCUUAUGCUAUGAUGAACAAGCAUCGUAGAGCAGCCUGGUGUUAUCGAAAAGCCUUGGAUUUGGAACCGGAGAAUGAACAAUACAGAAAUAACCUUUCAGUUUCAGAAAAUCAAUCUGGUGUCCAAGGUAGUAUAUCAAUUUUACAGAACAUACUUUCUUCAAUUUUUGGUGGAGGAAGUUCAAAUCAAGGCAACGACUUUGGUGGUAUUUUUAUGCCAUCUGCAGUUGCCAUUAUAACACGGACGCCUCAACGCGCUGACAGCGAAACUGAUGAUCAAUCUUCUGUUGAUGAGUCUAUGAAUAUACACCAGGAUAUCGCCCAGACUCCAGUAAAUAACGGAAAAGAAACUGGAUAUGAUUCAGAGACAAGCAGACCAGACAGUAUCUUUUCGAAUCAGAAUACAAACAAUUCAACCUUACUUCAGAACUCUAGUCUAAAUGCUGAAGAAUGUAGAAAAGAAAAGCCAUAUAACGAUCAAACUGCAGAAUCUGAAGUUCCAAAUUUUUCAAUUUCAAGUAUUCCUGCAGAAUAUUGUUAUGCUAAUGAAUCGGCUGUUACUGAGAAUACAACUACAGAAAGUAAUAUACUGUCUAAUGAAAUGCAACAGAAUAAUAACUUAUCUCAGAGUAACAGUAAUUCACAGAAAUGUAAAUACCAAACUUUAAAUACCGAAUCCAAAGAUUCAACACAAAUUAUGGAUUCAAUUUCAAAUAAUAUUCUGAGGAAAGAUAAUGACAAGAUUGAACCUUCAACAGAAAAUGACGUAAAUUCCAGUAGCGCAGCUUCAGAUAAAUCAAAAAACGAAAAAUUGGUAAGUAAAGAAUGUGAUUCAGUUAAUCAAAACAAGAAAGAUGAUAGUAGUAAAACCUAAAUAUGAUGAAAGUGUUUAGACAGUAUUUUAGCUGCGCUGAAAAUUAAAAGAAAUUUGACUCUACUGACAUUCUGAUUUCAUAAAUUUUAAUUCGGAUUGAACAGUUUUGAAAGAAAGAUAGAAAUUUGCUCUGUAUAUUAGCUAAUCAGCGAAGAAAUGACAAAAUGUGCGAUCAAUCUUUUAUUUUACAUCGAAACUGUAAUCAGGUUAAUAAAUUUUGUAUAAAUUAGGAUUUA
Stegodyphus dumicola is the source of this 1649-nucleotide messenger RNA. RefSeq lists its product as uncharacterized. The record is from RefSeq and is a predicted model, not a curated record. Gene Ontology annotation, cellular component: TRC complex; membrane. Gene Ontology annotation, biological process: post-translational protein targeting to endoplasmic reticulum membrane. Gene Ontology annotation, molecular function: molecular adaptor activity; protein binding. NCBI's taxonomy places the organism in Eukaryota, Metazoa, Arthropoda, Arachnida, Araneae, Eresidae.